UGGAUUUCAUAAGUCACAUGGCUGGAAGGUACCUGAUACAGAUUAAACACAGAAUUUAGUUAGGAUAGCAUUCUGUCUUUGAAGGCUGUGUGAUUGCAGCCCAGGCCAAGCCAGGCAGAAGUUGGGUCACUUGAGCAGGGCCCUGCAAACACACCUGAAGGAGGUGGCAUUGCUAGGACUCUACUUUUGGGGCUGAAUCAGCAGAGGCAAAAGGACUGAGUAAGUCCUUGCUGAGGAUGGCACAGCUCUCAGCUACAGAGCUAGGACCAGACCAGGCUCUGGGGUUCAUGCGGGAAUCACCAGUCUGCGCUGCUGCCUCCUCCUGUAUGCGUGUGUGUGUGCGCGCGUGUGCGUAUAUGUGUGUGCGCGCGUGUGCGUAUAUGUGUGUGCACGUGUGUUUGCGCGCGUGUGUGCGCGCUUGUGUGUAUAUGUGUGUGCGCGCGUGUGCGUAUGUGUGUGCACUGCGCGCGUGUGCGCGCUUGUGCAUAUAUGUGUGUGCACGUGUGUGCGCGCGUGUGCGUAUAUGUGUGUGCACGUGUGUGUCCCCAUGAGUCCUGUGGCACCACCGAGUUGUCAUGAAUGCUUUCGUUUAACGAGUCAGGAGCAGUUUCCCAUUUUGUAGGCUGUUUUUCUGUGACCUGGAUUUUAAUGGCUUGGUCAACAGGUGGAAAAGUAUCCACCUUUCCUUAUCAGUCUGGAGGCUGGUUGGUUUUUUCUGCGUCGCCUGCGUCACCACUUCCUGAUGUCAGCGCACGGGGCUCUGCGCCCCCCCAGGACUGGAGGCUCCGUGUAGAUGGAGACUUUUGUUUUUGUCCCAUCCUCCUGGCAUGUAGAAGGCCCUCAAAUACUUGUUGAAGAAUAAAUGGACGGGCUUUGGUAUUUUAUAACCUAGCAAUGCACCUUUUGGUUGUUUCCAGGUUUACUAUUAAAACCAACGUCUUGAUGCCCCUCUUUCUGGAUGCUUUUGGUGAUAGAGAAGCCAAAUCACGCUGGUUUUAAGCAAAAAUCAUGUAUUUGCUCCUGAAAUUUUCCUUUGAAAACUUUCUGUGUGCGGUUGUACGUCAGUAUGUGGUUUUCAGCCACACUGGGAGGCGCCUUUCUCUCUCUUUUUGUCGCUAUAGACAUUAGUGGAAAGCCACAAGUAGCGUGGGGGCUGCCUCUAGUCACGCUUCAGCUGCAAGUGCGGUGUGAGCAUCUAUUUUUACCUCACAGUCCUCGCUCUGAAAAAUUCUGACCACUUUUAUUUUUAACAUUCUGCUCUAUUAGCUGGGUGCAGGGAGGAAGGAAGCUCAAAUUAGUCAGUUUACUUUGUAUUUAUUUUUACUUGACCUUUUCACUUCCACAUUUUGAGAAGAAAAUGUGAGACUCUUUCCUCUGCAUAAUUUUCUUCCUUGAGGAGAAACCAUUUUCAGUCAUGCUUGGAAAGAGGUGGAGAUAACCUCAGGGUAGCAUGUUUAGCGUUUUCCAUUCACGAAACAAACCUUAAAAUGUUCAUCUGUUUAUUCUAUGAAAUAAUUAGUUUCUUAUUUCCCACGAAUUUGAAAACCAGUACAUUUCUGUGCCAAGUAAUGGCUGUGUUUUCUUGACCAUCCGGCAAGUCUCUACCUGGGUGUGGUGACUUGGGGACCGCGUUGUCAAAGAGCCAGUGAGGCGGGGGUGUGGAGAAUUUGUUUGCCCUUUGUUUUUCACUUACCUUUUUCUGCAGGAAUUGAACUAAACAAUUGCUACUGACAAUGAUGUAUUUUAAUUCCUAGGAGGUUAAACUCCUCACCUAGAACAGUUUGAUUAAUAAACCUAAUCUAUUUAAGCAUGUGUCAAUCCUUUUGGAAAUUGUAAUAUUCAAGGACUUGCUAGCAUUUAUGGCUCUUUAAAUAUUUCUAGUUAUAGUUGCUGUCAGGAUUCAUUUAUUUUGAUUGGGUAAUUAGUUUUUUACCAUUAUUUUAAAAACUAAUAAACAUUUUAAUCAGAUCUCAUGGACAGAAAGCCAAGAUUCUUGUGCUGCUUCCUAAAUGCAGUGGGCGCAUCUCUGUCAGUUUUUACCUGCUGGAAGGUACUCCUGAGUGCUGUGCUGAGCUCUGCCCAUCUGUCCAUCCUCUUGGGACACUCAUCCCUUUCCCAUUCUCUGCUCUGUGAGGGGAUGGUGCUAGUGAGAGCUCAGGUCGAGAGGGCUGGGGUGCUCCUUCGUCUCUCAGCUCAUCAGCAGUGACUUGGAAGACAAUCAGGGUCUACCUGUGUUGUUGAGAAGCGUUACGCAAGCAGGAAAGCGCACAAGAGGAAGGCGCAGCUGAGUGAAGCAUUGCAGAGCCCGCCAGGCUGUGCCUUCCACCCAGGCCAGCACACGGAGCGCUGCAGUCCCUGAAGGCUUCCUCAGGCUCCUCCUGUUGGCGUGGGUGCCUGCCACUGACCUCUGUGGGUGACAGGUUUGUCACUUGAGCUUGUAUCCUGCAACCUGUUUGUUUGGGCGUGCCUGUUUGUUUGUUUUUAACGUUUUAAUAAACUUUAUUUUUUAGAGCAGUUUUAUAUUUACAGCAAAAUUGAGGGACAGGUACAAAGAUUUCCCGUAUGCCCCCUGCCCCCACACAGGCACAGCCUCCCCCAUUAUCAACAUCCGUAUCCGGAGCCGUGUAUUUGUUACAGUUGAUGACCCCAUGUUGACACCUCAUUACCCAGAGUUCAUGGUUUCCAUGAGGGUGCACUCUUAGUGUUGGACGUUCUAUGGGUUUGUACACAUUUAUGACGAUAUGGAUCCAUCCUUACAGUAUGCAGAAUUGUUUCAUUGCCCUUAAAGUCCUAUGCUUAGCCUAUUUUUUAACUAUAUAAAUGCAGUCAAAGGAUGUGUUUUUGUGUGUUUUCUUUUGUUCAGUAUUACAUGUGUGAUGAGACUUGCCUGUGUUGUUGCCUGUUCGUUUUUACUGCUGUACAUAGUACUCUGCUGUUUGACCAUAUCAUAUAUUCAUUCUGCUGACGAUGGAUAGUUAGACGGUUUCCAGUUUGGGGCCAUUAUAAGCAAAACUGUUCUGACCAUACUGAUACAUGUGUUUUGGUAAAGAAGCACAGGUGUUGCUGGGGUGGAUGGGCUGGCUGUGAGCACACGCACUUCAGCGUGAGUGGGUGAUGCUGGCAUGGUGCCUGGUUGGGCACUCAACUGCCUGCUUUCACCACACUCCCCAUGUGGCAUCAACUGCUUUGGAAGUUUCUGUCUUCUUAAUUUUUACCAUUCUGGGCAGGUGUGUGUGGUAUUUUUCUGUAGUUUUGAUUCUCAUGGACCUGCUUACUAGUGAGAUUGAGCUUUUGUUACAUUUCAUGGAAUUCUGGACUCUCUGAGAUGCCUCCCAAAGUGCCCAGCUACAGCCUCUGUCAUCAGGGAAGGAGCAGGUAUGGGAAUGGUGUCUCUGCACACCUCAUGUCUUGCCUACAUCCUUCUUCAAGAAAAUACUGGUUUUCCCCCUGAAAAUGAUAGAAAUUGACUCAUCAUUUUUGAGUCUAGCUCAGGUGUCUUUUCUGGAAUUGCCUUUUUUAUUCGGUGUAAAGAGGCACAGGGACUUCAUAUCUGCUAUAGAUGAGUGAAGGUUGCCUAGACAUGCACACAAGGCCCUUGGUGGACUUCCCCUAUCCCUGGGGCUCCUCAUAACCCUUCCCUCUUCUCUUCCCUGGACUUUCUGGGCUGGGGCCAGGGCUUGGGGUCGGGGGUGAGCCUUCCUCUCGGUGUGUAUCUCUGUGUAGAGUUGCAUGGUGAGAUUCGGCUUCUGUUCUAAAUGCAGUUGGGUGGAAAUAAAGCAGGGAUGGUCCUGAGUCACCCACAUUCCUCUUGGUCAGUCUGCCCUGGUGUGAGGAGCUGGCAGCCUCUGCAGACCUUUGGUCCCACUUCCCAUUUGGGGGAUGUAGGCUUGUGUUAUAAAAUAGGUGAACAUGUGAUUUACUGAUUUACUGCUUGAACAGGGACACUUUUGAGAGUGAAAGGGCCUGCAAUUAUUAAUGACCCCAAGAUGACAUGUGAUAACGAGGAAGUUCUGGGGAGAUCAGGUCAUGAUCCCCAGAGUUAUGAUCUCAAAGAUGGAGAGUGUCAUAGGGAGGAUGCCCCUCUGUGAGUUGUGAGGGGCCACGUGUGUCCUGUGUACACAGGCCCUAAGGGGUGCUGGGGCCAUGUGGGUAGUCAUAGGAAGAUGGCUGGAGUUGGGAGGCAGAAUGUUUAAGAAGUAUUUCACUCAUUGACUAAACUUAGUUGAGUUUUAUUUGUCUGUGAAAAGGGAAAUCUACUUGCCUUGCUUGCACGCCUUUCCUAGGGAUAUUUUGGGGACUAAAAUGUGAUAGUGAAUUUUAAAAUAUUGGUUGAAAUGGCCAGGCUCGGUGGCUCACGCCUGUAAUUCCAGCACUUUGGGAGGCCGAGGUGGGUGGAUCACAAGGUCAGGAGUUCGAGACCAGCCUGGCCAACAUGGUGAAACCCCAUCUCUACUAAUAAUACAAAAAUUAGCCAGGCGUGGUGUUGCACACCUGUAGUCCCAGCUACUCGGGAGGCUGAGGCAGGAGAAUUGCUUGAACACAGGAGGUGGAGGUUGCAGUGAGCUAAGAUCGUGCCACUGUACUCCAGCCUGGGCGACAGAGCAAGACUCUGUCUCAAAAACAAAACAAAACAAAACUAUAUAUAUAUAUGUGUGUGUGUGUAUAUAUAUAUAUGUGUGUGUGUGUAUAUAUGUGUGUGUGUGUGUGUGUGUGUGUGUAUAUAUAUAUAUAUGUUGACAUGUGAGUUUUUCAGUUUACUCUGAACUCUCUCCUUGUCUGUUUUUUAAAGCAUCCUGAAAGGGAGUGUCUGUACAGCGUCACCUGUUAACAGCCACUAGGAAGCUGCCCUGAGAGUUGGACCUGGCCGAGCUCUCUGAUACUUGAGCAGCCCUGCCCAGAGGAGCCUGUGCAGCACAUGAGGGUUCUUCAGUAUUGGUCGGUGUUUCGGGAGCCCUUACAAUGAAUGAACACAGCUGCAGCCCAGUGACCCCUCUUGGACAAGUGCGGAGAUCAGUUUUAGCUCAGCUGCUUUCUGAAUGUUUCAGAUAUUUCAAACUGGAAGUCACAAGUAGCUUUUACUUUUGCAAGCAGUCUGCUGUUAUGAAUAGCACGUAUAAGAAAAUUUAUAAUUCAGUUAGUUAAAAAUAUGUUUGAGCACCUGUUAAAGCACCAGAAUUCUUUUAUAAAUUGAGGAAAGCCAUGCCAUCUAACACAUAUGUGGCAUUAAGUGUUCUUUUAAUAAAUAUUAUGCUUAGUAGACAUACUCUACAUACCAAUCAGAGGUUGCCAUCCUAAACCAAAACUACAUAUCCAGCACAUUCUGAUAUUAGGCGGUGGCUUACACCAGGGAAGGCUUGGAGGUUGUUUUGGCUCCUACCCUUUAAAAGGCUUACCAGCUUUUAGAUGGAGUCAUAGAUAAGACAUGGAUAGUAACAGAAAGGAAGCAUGGCUUAUCAGCUGUGUCAAGUCAGGACACAUGUAUCCCCAUUCACAUUGCUGAACUCAGGAAGAUAUCCAAGCACCAUUGUGACAUACUUGUCCACAGAGACCGCAGAUAACCCCAGCACCCUCUCAGAGUGGUGCCUUGGUGUUUUUGUUCAUAAAGCCUUGAUGCUCAGGCCCAUCCGUCAUCCCGGGCAGGUGCGUAGCCUGUGUGGUGGAUGCCAGGGUCAGGGGAGGGCUUUGCUUUUGCAGAGUCUCGAGGCUUAGGCUGAAUGUGUUUUUAAAGGUCCGACUAUACUGAAACAAACAUUAAAAAAUAUUCAACAUCACUUAAUUUUUAUUGCUUAAGAGCUUAUCUGGCUCUCCCAUUGGCUCAGUAAUUUGGUUGCUAUUAAUAACGUUGUUGAGGUUGUCAUCGUCACCUUAACAUUGUCAUCAUCACCUCCAGUAAUAGCUAACAUUUAUUGAGUUCUUCCUCCAUGCAGGAACUGUGCUGAGUUCUUUUUCUGCAUUAUUUUAUUCAGCCUUUGCUGCAGCCAUCUGCAGCAGGCACUGUUACUAACCUUCUCCUGCCAGAGGGAACGCUUGAGAUGCUGCAGGGUGACAGUAGCCUCAGAGCCAGGGGGCUGCAUUGCUGGAUCUUCAAGCAGGCAAACUGCCAACUCUGUGUUCAUAAUCCUGGUCAUGGGCUCGCACUGACCUGUAGAGAGCUGGAUAUGGGGAAUGGAUUGGAGAGCUUUUAUUUGAAACAACAGCAAAGUGGCAUGAUCUUUUGGGAAUACACUUUUUCAAGUCAUGUAUCCACUCACAGACAGGCUUUGUGAGCCUCUUGCUUUGUUAAGGGCCCAGGGAAGAUUUUAAGGCGACCAAACUUCCAGUGACAAACAAUAUUUGAAAUUAGUCUAUUCCUUUACCCCAGAAAUGCAGAAAUACAUGGUUUUGGAUGUUUGACCUCAUUGGUUGGUGGGCAUGAGGAGGUGGUCUGCUUUGGUGCCAGUGACCGUCUGUGAGUCACAGAGUGAGUGAAUGCUGAGCCGCUGUGAUGGGAAAGCUCUCUGCUGAGUUGGUUCAGUCUGGGUCACAGAGUGAGUGAAUGCUGGGCUGCUGUGAUGGGAAAGCUGUCUGCUGAAUUGGUUCAGCAGUGCACCUGCUUCCUCACGGGGCAUUAGCCGGUCAGGGCGAUGUCUCUGGAUCACUCAACUUGUCCCUGACAGAGCAAGGAAUAAGAAACCCAGUUAGAUUGUCUGUAUCAUCAGAUGCCAUUUACAUCCCAGUCAAAUUAGCAGCCAGAUCACUGAUUUCUUAUAGGUAUACAUCUUUUGACUUCAGCAUAAUCUCUUCCCCUUUUUCUGCAUCCUUGGGUUUUAAAGGAUGUUUACUAUGUAAAUGUUUAACAUGUUUACUAUUUAAACUUAAUAGUUGAGGUAGCUUUUAAAAUUUGUGUCCAUUAAACCCAAGGACUCUUGCAGAAGUCGUAUGGUUUUUCUUCUUUCAUCUAUAAUGCAUGUAAGGAAUUAUUCACUUGCUCUAAAGUUCAAAUGUGUGAGUUUCUGGUGCUGUUACAUAACACGUGGUAUUGUGGGUCAAGGGGAGUUAGUGUCUCACCUAAAAUCUGGGGCCAUGAUGUCACCACAUUAAAUAGUAGGGAUGCUUGCUCAUCUUUUAAGGGUAUUUCUUCCCCCUGCAAAGCAAAAUGCUGAAGAGAUACAUAUUUGUUAAUUAACUGAUUUCACCCUCGUCAUCCAUCCUCUUUCCAUAAGGAACUGUAUGUUGCAUUCUUGCUGAGUGCAGACUAAGUCCUUUGUGCAAGGUUGGGUCAUCCUGGGGUGAAAAGGUAAGUGCUUUCGGGGAUGCUGAUUAAGGUGGUAUCUGCUGUGCCUCUCUCAGUGUCCCCAGGGCGAAAUUCCUCAGGUUACAGUGGCAGGAACAGCUGCUUGAGCUCAUUUUUGUCUUCUGAACAGGAUCAGUCUUGGAAUUGGCCUUUUCUCCAUCUUCAGCCCCAGGGUGGGGCUGGCCUGGGUAGGGCCUGCGCCUGUGCUUGCUGCGCAGCAGCACCCCUGCGUGCCUUCCCUUGCCUCGGCUGCUAAGUCUUUGGAGAAAACUCUACAUUGCCAAGCUUCUUCUGAAAGAUUUAAUUUUUUAUUUAGAAACAGUAUGCUUAUUACAGACUGUGCAGACUUUGCAGAAAUGCAAAACUAGGAAGAGACAUAUUAGUCCCUUUGCAUAGAAGCAACUUUUGUUAUUAUUUUGUAUGUUUCCUUUGUAUCUGUAUUAGUGUGUUCUCAUACUGCUAAUAAAGACAUACCAAAGACUGGGUGAUUUAUGAAGGAAAAAGGUUUAACAGACUCACAGUUCAGCAUGACUGAGAAGGCCUCAGGAAACUUACAAUCAUGGUGGAAGGGGAAGCAAACACAUCAUUCUUCACAUGGCAACAGCAAGGAGAAGUGUCCAGCAAAAUGGGGAAAAGCCCCUUACAAAGCCGUCAGAUCCCGUGAGAACUCACUCACUAUCACGAAAACAGCAUGAGGGUAACUGCCCCCAUGAUACAAUUACCUCCCACUGGGUCCCUCCCACAGCACGUGGGGAUUAUGGGAACUACAAUUGAAGAUGAGAUUUGAGUGGGGACAUGGCCAAACAAUAUCUGUGUCUUUUUUCAUGUAUAUGUUUUUUUUUUCUUUUCUCAGCAUAAUUGAUAUACUGUGGUUACUCUACCUAUUUGUGUAGGCCUCUCAGGUCAUUGAAACAAGAUGUUGUACAAAUUAGCAGAUGACACUGGCGCAUGGAGGAAUGGUUUGUAUUUUAAUUUUCACUGUAUAACAUUUUAGUAAAGCUUUUACUGGAAAUGUUUUCUACCCAUAUCCUCAGGAAACCAUGUGAAGUAGACAGCCUUGCAUUUCCUGGAUUGCUCCCUCGAAGGAUGAAGGGAGCAGUUCUAUCAGAUGCUCUUCCCAGCCUCCUUCUCCAGGGAGACCUAGCCGCUGCUGUUUUGAGUUUCCUGGGAGGACAUCCCCCAAGGACUCUCUGGCUUGUCCUUGUGAAGUUGGUUUGCUUUUUGUGCCAGCUUUUUAGGCUUACAAAAUGUUGUGUGUGUGUACAUAGGAAAAAUAUGGAAGGGUACGUACCCACUAGUUUGUGUCAGCACUGGAUUCUGGCAUAUAUAAUAGAUGAGGAGUUUCUGUUAUGUAUAUGGGAUUUCUGAGAUACACAGGGGUUUUCUGUGCACAUCUCUCUAUAACGCAGCUGUCCCGUCACAUCCUGCAUGUCAGUACAGGUAGUGCCGUUCUCUUCGUAGGACUGUGACACUUUAUCUUUGUUCUUUCACAGUUAAAAAAAAAAAAGCUUCUUUAAAAUUCUGACUUUAUAUAACUAACGCAAUGCUCAUGCUACUUCACUUGUUACAAGAACAUAUUAUUCUGUCCUAUAGAUGUACUGCAGUUAUUUAAUGGAUCAGCUAUUGAUAAGGGGGCCCUUUUAAUGUAACUAUUUUAAAAAAUGGAAGUAAUACCAGCACAUGGUAAAAAACACAUUGCAGCUCAUGAAUGGGUAUAAAUUAAGUUGGAGAUUUCCUCUUUCUCCCUCCCCACCCCAUGCCCCGUUUCCAGAGGUAAACAAUGUACAGUUUGUGUUUUCUUCUCUUAAGUUCUUCUUGUAGUCACCAUUAUAGCUUUAACUUUUCUGUUUGUGAGUUCAUGUGGAAGUCAACAGUGCCUUCACACUCUGAGUUUUGAUGAGAUUUAUAUUGACAAGGCUUAAAACAUUUGUAGUGUUUCCCAUCUAUCAUUAGGCUCCCUGUGCUUUUCCUGCAAGUGUAGUCUAAACAUUUUAAUAUAAGAAAAGUAACAUUUAUAGUAUUAUGAUAGUAUAUUUUGCCAUAGAACCAAGUGGUAUGAAAUGUAAUUCUGCCUCACCAAACCUUUGCCAAUAAAAGGAGAAUAUUCAGAUGGAACUCCCAGUUUCUCUUUAGGUGUCCGCUGUUUCUAGCUGCCUCAGUUGCCAUGGUUUCUCCUAUCCCAUGGUGUUGGUUUCUUGGAUUCUAUUUUUGUUUUGCUGGAGCACCUCCUUAAUCCACUUCCUUAUAGAAUGGAUGGCUGACAGACUUCUUAAUUCACUUCCUUAUAGAAUGGAUGGCUGACAGACUUCUUAAUUCACUUCCUUAUAGAAUGGAUGGCUGACAGACUUCUUGGGUUUUUGCACGUAAUGUUCAAACAUGCAAUUACUUUGUUCUCAUACUUAUUGAUAAUUUGGUAGGGUCUAGAAUUCUAGGAUCGUAUAAUUUUCCUUUUGAAAUCAGAAAAUAUUCUCUAUUAUUUUCCAGAGUCUAGUGUUGGUAAUGAGAAGUUGGAUAUCCGUUUGAUCCUUGUUCUACUGCAGGUAAACAUCUUCUACUCUCUCCUUCUCUCCCUCCCUGGGCUUCAUGUCCUGACGGUUUGAUUUUUCGUUACCCUAAACCCGGAUCUGCUUCUCUUCCAGCCCGCGUGCCCAUAUUGGGAUCACCCCUUAGAAAACCUCAGGCUUUCUUUGGAGAGCGAUUCUCAGGUUUCAGCCCAGGAAUAAAAGCGUUCCCUAUGGCUCCUGCUUCUUGGGAAGACCCCUCACCUCUGUUGUCUUGCUCUGCAGUUUCCUCUGCUCUCUCGCAUCAACCUGCUUUCGUCUGCCUUAUGCCCUAAAAGCCCUGGCAGGCUUUCUUGUGUUCUGCUAAAUCCCUCUGUAAAUUUUUAGCACCGUGCACUAUUAUGGUUCAUUCACCACCAAAAAGUACCUUUUCUGACAUUUUAACAGAGCUCUGGGAAGAAUGGAGAGAAGAUAUGGUGUACUUUAUCACCAUUUUUAAUUAAAAGCCCUUUUAAUUAAUUAAUUUAGAGGCAGGGUCUCGCUCUGUCACCCAGGGUGAAGUGCAGUAGUGUGAUCGUGGCUCACUGCAGCCUCCACCUUCUGGGCUCAAGCAAUACUCCUGUUAUCAGCCUCUUGAGUAGCUUGGACCACAGUCACGUGCCACAUUGACUGAUUAAUUUUUAAAUUUUUUGUAGAGGUGGGGUCUUGCCGUGUUGCCCAGACUGGUCUCGAACUCCUAGGCUCAAGCCAUCCUCCCACCUUGGCCUCCCAAAGUGCUGAGCACACCACUGUGCCUAGCCUAAAAGCCUUUUUAGAUCACUCUCAGUGGCAAAAUUAGUGCCUUGGUCACCUUUACCAGUAGCUGUUCUUGCUCUCCAGUGGAAAUAUCACUCAACAUUAUCAAAGAAUCGGGAUGAAAUUAAAUGAACCAGUUUAGGUACUUUUGAUACAGAAGUUCUUAUGAGACGUGUUGUUCUUUACUAUGUAAGAGUGUGGCCAUAAACUUAAAAAUAGCUGGGUAACUUUGUUACACUUGCCUUGAUGGUGUGUUGCAAGUUAGUUAAAUUUCAUAUACUCUUAAUCAGCACAUCACCAACAAAUAAAAUGUUACUGCUGCAUCAGAAUUUAGAGGAGGUUCUAUACAUCUGUUUCGAAAUAAAGACGGAGAUGACUUAGGGUACUUAUAAGUUGUUGAAAAAUCAUGGCUCCUGAAACUAUGAAUUGUCAUCGUGGUAUAUACCCAGACAGCCCACAUUAAACUGCUGUGAACAUGAGAAAAUGGACAUCGAAAUGAUAAAAGCAAGAGUGUUGGUAAUUGAAAUCCAUUAUAAAUAAAGCUGUCAUUGGUAACGCACGAAAUGCUGUUUCUGAGGAUGAGGACUUUGUGGCCCCCACGUGGGCGCAUUACCAAGCUUUGCAGCUCUGCACAGGAGCCUCCCUUCUUGAUACUGAACUAGACCUCUAUAAAGCCUAGUAACACCUCAGGUUUAGGUUAUAAAUCUUAAAUUUUAGUGCCCCGUAAUAAUUCACUUCGUAGGUUACCAUGGACUAGCCCUUAGUUGCACUGAGAAAAGAAAGGCUAUGAAAUUUUGUUGGUGAAGUGCCAAAGAAAGGAUUGGGUUUUGGGUCAUCUCACAGCCCAUGGUGAGGGCUGUCUUUGGCCUCUACCGCACGGACAAGUUUGCAUGUCAGAUGUUGGCACACUUGUGGGGUAUUGGGUUCUUUUGAAUAUCUGAUUAAAUCCAUUUACAUUUUCGUUAGAAAAAUUCAUCUGUGCAUAUGAACGCAUCAUUUCAUAUAUGAUUUCACACUUCUCAUUGUCUUCCUGAAGCCCAUUCGUGAACUGUCGAUUGAAUGCCUGCUCUGGAGAGGAGUGUGAAGCUGCACUUCUUCCGUCUCCUCCUGGCACUCGCUCAGGAUCCUCACAGGUGUGGAAAACACUCUAAGGAAGCCUGCGAAGGCCAGAUGUCUCCCUUUUGCCUUCUUUGGUUCUGUUCAUGAUGGCCUUAUCACGGACACACUAGGACCCUCUGAGGACACCACCCCUGCCACCGCAUUGCUCUGGGGGCAACUUCCGAGCUUAUUGUCUUCCUCCAGCAAGGGCAGGAAUGUGGAGAAGCUGUGUGUGCUGGGCCUUUACUUUCAUUAUUGGCGACAAUGUUUGUUUUCAUUUUAUCAGCUUUCUUUAUCCUCCAUUUUUUUAUCUUCCACAGGUAGUGUAUAUUUUGAGAACAGCGUGAGGUUUAUUCUACUAAUGGAAAUUUACAAAAAUACCAGUUUGAAUGAUUGAGAAAUCUAAGUUAAAGAACCCUUGAAUAGAAAUGUCGCUGUUCAGUGCGUUGAUCGAUUCUCACAUCUGAAGCCAGCUGUGUAUUCUUGAGUGGAGCCUUUCAGGCUGGCAUGGAGAGCUUAAGGGGCAACUGAAGGAGACACACUGGCCAAGCGCGGAGUUCUGCUUACUUCAGUCCUGCUGAGAUACUCUCUCAGUCCGCUCGCACCGAAGGAAGCUGCCUUGGGAUCAGAGCAGACAUAAAGCUAGAAAAAUUUCAAGACAGAAACAGUCUCCGCCAGUCAAGAAACCCUCAAAAGUAUUUUGCCAUGGAUAUAGAAGAUGAAGAAAACAUGAGUUCCAGCAGCACUGAUGUGAAGGAAAACCGCAAUCUGGACAACGUGUCCCCCAAGGAUGGCAGCACACCUGGGCCUGGCGAGGGCUCUCAGCUCUCCAAUGGGGGUGGUGGUGGCCCCGGCAGAAAGCGGCCCCUGGAGGAGGGCAGCAAUGGCCACUCCAAGUACCGCCUGAAGAAAAGGAGGAAAACACCAGGGCCCGUCCUCCCCAAGAACGCCCUGAUGCAGCUGAAUGAGAUCAAGCCUGGUUUGCAGUACACACUCCUGUCCCAGACUGGGCCCGUGCACGCGCCUUUGUUUGUCAUGUCUGUGGAGGUGAAUGGCCAGGUUUUUGAGGGCUCUGGUCCCACAAAGAAAAAGGCAAAACUCCAUGCUGCUGAGAAGGCCUUGAGGUCUUUCGUUCAGUUUCCUAAUGCCUCUGAGGCCCACCUGGCCAUGGGGAGGACCCUGUCUGUCAACACGGACUUCACAUCUGACCAGGCCGACUUCCCUGACACGCUCUUCAAUGGUUUUGAAACUCCUGACAAGGCGGAGCCUCCCUUUUACGUGGGCUCCAAUGGGGAUGACUCCUUCAGUUCCAGCGGGGACCUCAGCUUGUCUGCUUCCCCGGUGCCUGCCAGCCUAGCCCAGCCUCCUCUCCCUGUCUUACCACCAUUCCCACCCCCGAGUGGGAAGAAUCCCGUGAUGAUCUUGAACGAACUGCGCCCAGGACUCAAGUAUGACUUCCUCUCCGAGAGCGGGGAGAGCCAUGCCAAGAGCUUCGUCAUGUCUGUGGUCGUGGAUGGUCAGUUCUUUGAAGGCUCGGGGAGAAACAAGAAGCUUGCCAAGGCCCGGGCUGCGCAGUCUGCCCUGGCCGCCAUUUUUAACUUGCACUUGGAUCAGACGCCAUCUCGCCAGCCUAUUCCCAGUGAGGGUCUUCAGCUGCAUUUACCGCAGGUUUUAGCUGACGCUGUCUCACGCCUGGUCCUGGGUAAGUUUGGUGACCUGACCGACAACUUCUCCUCCCCUCACGCUCGCAGAAAAGUGCUGGCUGGAGUCGUCAUGACAACAGGCACAGAUGUUAAAGAUGCCAAGGUGAUAAGUGUUUCUACAGGAACAAAAUGUAUUAAUGGUGAAUACAUGAGUGAUCGUGGCCUUGCAUUAAAUGACUGCCAUGCAGAAAUAAUAUCUCGGAGAUCCUUGCUCAGAUUUCUUUAUACACAACUUGAGCUUUACUUAAAUAACAAAGAUGAUCAAAAAAGAUCCAUCUUUCAGAAAUCAGAGCGAGGGGGGUUUAGGCUGAAGGAGAAUGUCCAGUUUCAUCUGUACAUCAGCACCUCUCCCUGUGGAGAUGCCAGAAUCUUCUCACCACAUGAGCCAAUCCUGGAAGAACCAGCAGAUAGACACCCAAAUCGUAAAGCAAGAGGACAGCUACGGACCAAAAUAGAGUCUGGUGAGGGGACGAUUCCAGUGCGCUCCAAUGCGAGCAUCCAAACGUGGGACGGGGUGCUGCAAGGGGAGCGGCUGCUCACCAUGUCCUGCAGUGACAAGAUUGCACGCUGGAACGUGGUGGGCAUCCAGGGAUCCCUGCUCAGCAUUUUCGUGGAGCCCAUUUACUUCUCGAGCAUCAUCCUGGGCAGCCUUUACCACGGGGACCACCUUUCCAGGGCCAUGUACCAGCGGAUCUCCAACAUAGAGGACCUGCCACCUCUCUACACCCUCAACAAGCCUUUGCUCAGUGGCAUCAGCAAUGCAGAAGCACGGCAGCCAGGGAAGGCCCCCAACUUCAGUGUCAACUGGACGGUAGGCGACUCCGCUAUUGAGGUCAUCAACGCCACGACUGGGAAGGAUGAGCUGGGCCGCGCGUCCCGCCUGUGUAAGCACGCGUUGUACUGUCGCUGGAUGCGUGUGCACGGCAAGGUUCCCUCCCACUUACUACGCUCCAAGAUUACCAAGCCCAACGUGUACCAUGAGUCCAAGCUGGCGGCAAAGGAGUACCAGGCCGCCAAGGUACACUGAGGAGGGGACGGCUCCGUCUUCACAUUGUGCACAGAUCUGAGGAUGGGAUUAGCGAAGCUGUGGAGACUGCACAUCCGGACCUGCCCAUGUCUCAAAACAAACACAUGUACAGUGGCUCUUUUUCCUUCUCAAACACUUUACCCCAGAAGCAGGUGGUCUGCCCCAGGCAUAAAGAAGGAAAAUUGGCCAUCUUUCCCACCUCUAAAUUCUGUAAAAUUAUAGACUUGCUCAAAAGAUUCCUUUUUAUCAUCCCCACGCUGUGUAAGUGGAAAGGGCAUUGUGUUCCGUGUGUGUCCAGUUUACAGCGUCUCUGCCCCCUAGCGUGUUUUGUGACAAUCUCCCUGGGUGAGGAGUGGGUGCACCCAGCCCCGAGGCCAGUGGUUGCUCGGGGCCUUCCGUGUGAGUUCUAGUGUUCACUUGAUGCCGGGGAAUAGAAUUAGAGAAAACUCUGACCUGCCGGGUUCCAGGGACUGGUGGAGGUGGAUGGCAGGUCCGACUCGACCAUGACUUAGUUGUAAGGGUGUGUCGGCUUUUUCAGUCUCAUGUGAAAAUCCUCCUGUCUCUGGCAGCACUGUCUGCACUUUCUUGUUUACUGUUUGAAGGGACGAGUACCAAGCCACAAGAACACUUCUUUUGGCCACAGCAUAAGCUGAUGGUAUGUAAGGAACCGAUGGGCCAUUAAACAUGAACUGAACGGUUAAAAGCACAGUCUAUGGAACGCUAAUGGAGUCAGCCCCUAAAGCUGUUUGCUUUUUCAGGCUUUGGAUUACAUGCUUUUAAUUUGAUUUUAGAAUCUGGACACUUUCUAUGAAUGUAAUUCGGCUGAGAAACAUGUUGCUGAGAUGCAAUCCUCAGUGUUCUCUGUAUGUAAAUCUGUGUAUACACCACACGUUACAACUGCAUGAGCUUCCUCUCGCACAAGACCAGCUGGAACUGAGCAUGAGACGCUGUCAAAUACAGACAAAGGAUUUGAGAUGUUCUCAAUAAAAAGAAAAUGUUUCACUACUC
This is a messenger RNA of Homo sapiens (human), 15405 nucleotides long. It is a transcript of the gene ADARB1, whose product is annotated as adenosine deaminase RNA specific B1. The coding region runs from base 12373 to 14397 and encodes 674 amino acids. Gene Ontology annotation, molecular function: mRNA binding; RNA binding; double-stranded RNA adenosine deaminase activity. The record is from RefSeq and is a predicted model, not a curated record. The transcript has 12 exons. Gene Ontology annotation, cellular component: nucleus; nucleolus. NCBI's taxonomy places the organism in Eukaryota, Metazoa, Chordata, Mammalia, Primates, Hominidae. Gene Ontology annotation, biological process: mRNA processing; adenosine to inosine editing; RNA processing.